GCCACUGCUGAUGAAAGAGAAGUGCACUCUGCCAACACGCACCUCCGGAGCUCAUUUCAAUUCCGACUGCCGCAAUUUGCAAUGUUAACGAAGAGGCCAGAGAGUGCGUUAGCCAAUUACAGCACCCAAUAUUGCCCUCCCAAGCUAUUCUCGGUAGUCGUUUUUUGCAAUUCGUCCGGGUCGCACACCAGCAUAAUAUCGCGGCAGUUGCUUUAAACUUGUUUGUUUUCUUUGGGGGAGCAAAGACGAUUACCCCGCGCGGCUCUCGGUCUGCUGUGUGUUUUCUUGGCUGCCCAGUUUUAUUCGUCGGCGGUGUGAGUCAACACGAUGCCGCUGACUCUGACGGAAUUCAUCGUUCUACUCGCAGCGCUGACUACUGCUCUUUUCCACAGUUCAGUGUCUGAUGAACUGCCUUGGGAUGAUUGCCACGUGUUUAUUACCGUCGGAUCCUAUUGGUACAAGAGCAUAAAAAAUGAUGGCCUGAAAGGCUUGCAAACAAGACAUCUAGAAUUGAAUUGGGAACCAACACUAUGUGGAGGGGUUCUCUACAGCGUAUUUUUGUUUUCCCAGGAUCCAACAAAUGAAAGUUUCAACCAAACCGAAAGCUUCCUGGAUAGCGUCGUUUGCAAUCAACACCCUAGAAAUUUCUACCGCAGCAAUGCCACCUUAGGCCGACCAAAAUUACCAGGAGGCUGGGACAAGGAGACUAUACUUAAAAACGAACAAAACAAUGCCACAACAAUGCCAACACCGGGCAUUCACUGUCUUCCUUAUUGGAUUGCUGCCUUAAGUAGAAAUGGAAGCCUCCUUGCGUCCGACUGUUUGAAAAUCAGACCAACAUGGAUGGGAGACAUGAAGUCCCAAAUUGAGGGUGCAAGGGUAAGCAAGUUAAUGAUCCCCGGCACCCACAAUUCUGGCUGCUAUUACGGAAAAGAUAUCGGAUCACGUGGAGACGUCAUUUACCGCUUUACGCGGACCCAGGAUGAGGACAUUUGGGAGCAGCUGGUAUGGGGCGCAAGAUAUCUCGAUCUGAGGGUCGGAUAUUACGAGAGGAAGAAUGAGCAAUUUUGGAUAAACCACGCUCGUGAAAGAAUUACGGAGCUGCGACCUGUCUUGCAAGACGUAGCCAGAUUUAUGCGAAUGAGUCCAAAUGAAGUGGUGAUCGUCGAUUUUCACCGGUUCCCAGUGGGAUUUUCUGGCAAAUUCCAAAAGUAUGCAGUAAGGCACAGAUGGCUGGCCAACUUAAUUAAUGAAGAACUAGGCAGUAUGGCAACACAGUGUGUUUUUAUGAGUAGUCCUCGGCUGAGCGACCUUUGGCACAGCGGCAAACGACUUAUGGUCUACCACGCGAAGAGGCAUGAAGUGCACGUGAACUGGAACGACGACUGGCUUUGCGCUCCCUUGCUCCAGGCUUGGGGCAACCAGCAGAACGCAACUGGCCUUGGCAACUACAUCGAGGAAGCUAUGCAGAAGUACUCUGGCCGACCUUUGCCCUGGUCAAUUAUGGCUGAACUGACUCCAAAGUACUCGGACGCGAUUCUCCGGCCGCAGAGGGGACUCCGAAUGAUGGCGGACGAUGUAAACCGCGGAAUAACUAAUUUGUUUAGGCAUAAGUGGUGGAAGGAUGCUAACAUUGUAGCCACCGACUUCCUCUUGGGUAACAAAAUUAUUGAUGUAGCCAUCGAAGCAAACGAAAAACGCUACCCAAAGUACGCCUCUAAGUCCUACCUGCCAAAUGGGUAUUGAUAAAUACAACGAAACAUACAAAUUGAAGUAUUGUAAUAAUAGAAGUGAAAUAAAAAUUUUAUAAAAUCAAA
This is a messenger RNA of Cloeon dipterum, 1817 nucleotides long. RefSeq lists its product as uncharacterized. Gene Ontology annotation, molecular function: phosphoric diester hydrolase activity. The transcript is spliced from 8 exons. The record is from RefSeq and is a predicted model, not a curated record. Gene Ontology annotation, biological process: lipid metabolic process. Lineage: Eukaryota; Metazoa; Arthropoda; Insecta; Ephemeroptera; Baetidae. The coding region runs from base 328 to 1746 and encodes 472 amino acids.